GAGAUGUCCUGAGAGCUCGUCUACGAGGUGCCAGCUACGUCUGUGCCAACAUUUCCCGGUCCCUUUCGGAAAACGAUCCAUCGAAACCCUCCUCCCUGACCUCCCUUUUCGGCAAUACUGCUUCUUCUGACAGCAGCAAGGUUACGCCGCCUUUUCUUCUGGUCUACUGUUGGCGCGGUGGUCAGAGAUCCCUGUCUCUGGCUACUAUCCUCUCAGAAAUUGGCUGGCCUGGUGGUGUUGGGGUUUUAGUCGGUGGAUACAAGUCCUGGCGACGCCUCAUUCUCCGACAACUGGAGACCUGGCCACUUCACGACCUUCGGUCGCCUCUCUGGGUCAUUUCCGGUCUGACCGGUGAGCUACUUUAUUACUUUUUGACAUUAAUCUAUCAUGAUUCAGUGGUAUUUUGCAUCUUUGAUGAAAUGGCAAGUUCGUCCUCUUCGUCAAAAUGA
Dibothriocephalus latus is the source of this 449-nucleotide messenger RNA. NCBI's taxonomy places the organism in Eukaryota, Metazoa, Platyhelminthes, Cestoda, Diphyllobothriidea, Diphyllobothriidae. The record is from the annotation of a GenBank genome assembly.